Molecule: messenger RNA, 5767 nt
Organism: Marmota monax (woodchuck)
Lineage: Eukaryota; Metazoa; Chordata; Mammalia; Rodentia; Sciuridae
Gene: Adam33
Product: ADAM metallopeptidase domain 33
Exons: 22
Coding region: 220-2721 (833 amino acids)
Biological process (GO): proteolysis
Molecular function (GO): metalloendopeptidase activity
Source: RefSeq, a predicted model, not a curated record
CUUCCCCGGGUUGGUCGUCCGGGCUCCCCGGCACGCACGAGGUCGAGUCCUCGGGGCCUGCGUGGGGACGGAUCCGCCGCGGUGGCUGUUCCCAGCCGGGUUGCGCCGGAGGGUGGGGAGGCGGCGGCCCGGCUGCGCGGGGCGUGGGUCGGCCUCUAUCCAGCCGGGGCGGAGCCCGCAGCUGGCUGCCAGAGCUUAGAGGCCCAGACGUUCUCAGCCAUGGGCAGGGGGUCUCCGAGAAAGCAGGGGUCGCUGCGGCUGCUGCUGCUUCUGCUGGUGCUGCUGCUGUCGCCUUGGCCAGUGCCCUGUGCCUUCGUGCUUCCAGGAAACACUCCUGGAGAGCCUGUUACUCCCCAGUGGGUCUUGGGUGGACGACCCUGGAGCAGAGUUACCCUGGAAGAGCCGAUCUUGAAACUCAACUCGGGGUUGGUGGUCUUGGAGGCUGAAGGCCAGGAGCUCCUGCUUGAGCUGGAGAAAAACCACAGGCUGUUGGCCCCGGGAUACACAGAAACCCACUACAGCCCAGAUGGGCAGCCAGUGGUGCUGGUCCCCAACCACACGGAUCAUUGUCACUACCAUGGGCAUGUGAGAGGCUUCCCUCAUUCUUGGGUAGUCCUCAGCACCUGCUCUGGGAUGAGGGGCCUAAUCAGGCUCAGCAGCAAUGCCAGCUAUUAUCUGCAUCCUUGGCCAUCUGAGGAUUCUGAGGACCUCUCAACCCACAAGAUCUUCCGCAUGGAUCAACUGCUCACUUGGAAAGGGGCCUGUGGCUACAGGGACCUCAAGGACAAACCAGAAAUGGCCAGCCUUCUUCCUGCCCUCCAGAGCAGGGAGAGGCGAGAGUCCCACAGGAGUCCGAGGUACCUGGAGCUGUACAUAGUGGCUGACCACACCCUGUUCUUGAUCCAGCACCGGAACUUGAACCACACCAAACAGCGUCUUUUAGAGGUUGCCAGUUAUGUGGAACAGAUUCUUAGGACUCUGGACAUUCAGUUGGUGCUGACUGGCCUGGAGGUGUGGACUGAGCAGGACCGCAGCAGCGUCACGCCUGAUGCGAAUGCCACGCUCUGGGCCUUCCUGCAGUGGCGCCGGGGGGUGUGGACUCGGCGGCCACACGACUCAGCACAGUUGCUCACGGGCCGCACCUUCCAGGGCACCACUGUGGGCCUGGCGCCAGUUAACGGCAUGUGCCGCGUCGACAGCUCUGGAGGCGUGACCAUGGACCACUCGGAGCUCCCCAUUGGCCCUGCGGCCACCAUGGCCCACGAGAUAGGGCACAGCCUUGGCCUCAGCCAUGACCCAGACGGCUGCUGCGUGGAGGCCAUGGCAGACGAGGGCGGCUGCGUGAUGGCGGAGGCCACUGGGCACCCGUUCCCGCGCGUGUUCAGCGCCUGCAGCCGCCGCCAGCUGCGCGCCUUCUUCCGAAAGGGAGGUGGCGCGUGCCUUUCAAAUGCCCCGGACCCUAGGCUCCUGUUGCCAUCGGCGCGCUGCGGGAACGGCUUCGUGGAGGCCGGCGAAGAGUGCGACUGUGGCUCCAGCCAGAAGUGCCCUGACCCCUGCUGCAUCGCCCAUGUCUGUUCACUGCGUGCGGGGGCCCAGUGCGCUCACGGGGGCUGUUGCUCCGGCUGCCUGCUGAAGCCGGCAGGCACGCCAUGUCGCCGGGCUGCAGGCGACUGUGACCUUCCCGAAUUCUGCACGGGCACCUCCCCACACUGUCCCCCAGACAUUUACCUACUGGAUGGUUCGCCCUGCGCCAACGGCAGAGGCUACUGCCGGGACGGCGCAUGUCCCACCCUGGAACAGCAGUGCCAGCAGCUCUGGGGGCCUGGGUCCCGCCCAGCCCCAGAGGCCUGUUUCCAGGUGGUGAACUCUGCUGGAGAUGCCCAUGGGAACUGUGGCCAGGACAGCGAGGGCGGCUUCCUGCCUUGUGCACAGAAGGAUGCUCAGUGUGGGAAGCUGCAGUGCCAAGGUGGGGAGCCGAGUCCUUGGGUGCCAUACAUGGUGCCAGUGGACUCCAUGGUUCCCUUAGAGGGUGGUGAGGUGGCCUGUCGUGGAGCCUUGGCGCUUCCAGAAGCCCAGCUGGAUCUACUUGACUUGGGCCUGGUAGAGGCGGGGACCCAAUGUGGACCUAAAAUGGUGUGCCAGGACAGGCGCUGCCAGAAUGCUACCUUCCAGGAACUGGAGGGCUGCCUGACUGCCUGCCACAACCGGGGGGUUUGCAAUAGCAACCAUAAUUGCCACUGUGCUCCGGGCUGGGCCCCACCCUUCUGCGACAAGCCUGGUUUCGGUGGUAGUGUAGACAGUGGCCCUGUGCAGCCUGAAAAGAAGGAUGCCUUCCUGCUAGCCAUGCUCUUCAGCUUUCUACUGCCUCUGCUCCCUGGGGCAGGCCUGGCCUGGUGCUGCUACCGGCUCCCAGGAUUCCAUCUCCAGCAAUGCCCUUGGGGCUGCAGAAGGGAUCUCUUGUUCAGUAGGCCCAAAGAUGGCUCAUGCAAGGACAACCCCUUGGGCAGUGUUUACUCCAUGGAGUUGGGCCCCACAGCCACUGGAGAGUCUCAGGCCCUGGCCACCUUGAGUCCCUACCCCCCAAGCCACAGGGGCUCCUGCCAACUGUGCUCACAGCAUUCAUCCUCCACUAUUGCUCCCAGACCCUGUGAACUCUGCCAGAGCCCAACAGCCACCCUGAGAAGCCUGUGCCCUAUAGCUCUGCCUGAUCCCCAAGGUUAAGUCUAGAAACCAAGUCCCUGUCUCUGGGGAGAGGUGGCAUUCUGCUGUGAUGAGAAUUAAAGACAAGUGACCAUUGACUCCAGAAACUUGGACUAAGGGCAGAGCCAGCACCUUCUGGCUGGCUCAGAGUGACUUGCUUUACCUUCUGCAGCUUUUUAGUUUCUUCCACCAGAUGAGCUCUGCCCCUCCUACUCCAGGACCCUAAAGCCUUAUCAGAAGUUACCUCUGCCAUGUUGUCCCCAGCCCUGAAGACUAGGGUAUCCUGGGUACAUCCUCCACUCCAAGAAUCCAUCAGCAAAAGAGUAAAGGUCCUGCAGUCCCCAACCUCUCCCACAUUGGGUACCCAGAGACUGUUGUCCUGGGAGCCUGACUGUGUCUCCCAUUUUCCCCAGAUGCAGCUCUGGGGAGGGCAGAAAUUCCUCGAGCCCUGCCUUUCAGAUUUUAGUCCACACUUUCCUAAAGCUUGGCCCUGCAAGAAAAGCAAGCAAACAAACAAGCACAAUCGUUGGGACCUUCUUUCCUGUCUUCUCUGCCCUGUCUUAUGCCCUGGACAUUUCCUCAGUCCCCAACCCCAUUUCUAGCUCACCACCAGAGGUUGUGGUGGGGUGUAAGACAUGUAAGACAUGCUGUCCUGAGGCCUUUUCAAAAGGUGACAAAUGGUGGGUGGAACAUUUGAUGGCAGCCAAUACCAUAGGCACAUAUCUGAGCCUAGGAGUGUGUUGCCCGGCUUGAAGAACCCUUUUGGCCUGCCAUUUUCUGCCCCCUCCAAUGUCCUCAUUCUUUUGUUAUUUCUUUCAAGAAUUGGCUUCUAUAUCAGGCAGCUGUUGCUACAUAAUAAAACUACCCCAAACUGAGGGUCUUAAAACAAUAAGCAGCAAAAACAGAUUUCAGAAGGAAAUGAAUUGGGAAAAUUUUGCAACCUACCAUCCCUUCAGUUAGAAGCUAAAAAAGUGACAGCCCCAGCCUAUCUAUAGAUCUGUAAUCAUUCCAAUAAACCACAUAGUUCUUUUUAUUUUUUGAAGAGUUUCACACAGGGUGAUAUGCAACUCUUCCCUACUUUGGGGUUCUUGACAUGCUACAAGUGAAGGCAAGAACCACUUUGCCUUAAUGAAGCCUGUAUUGUUACCAGUGGCUUCUUGGAUAAUAAGAGUUGGUGUCAAUGGCUUUGGCAGCAACCUAAGAUGGGGACCUCUGUAUAGGCAUCAGAGGCCUUCAUCAUAACUCCAGCCAUGGUCUGUGUUAUGGGGUUAACACUAGGGUUAACACUAGAAAGAGUGCUUCUGGUGGUGCCAGGACAAUGGGCUUUUGAUGGGAAUCAUCUUAGAGAAAGGAAGGCUUUUCAGUGAGCCAAAGCAGAAAAUGAGAGAAUGAACCUCUUCCAUGGGGUUGCCAUAUUGUCUCAGUGGUACUAUCUCCUGCUAGGGUUUUGAGGUAUAGGUAGGGACGCUUCCAAACUCUUGGUGCCUAUAUUAGUUUUCUUUCACUCUGAGACAUCAAAAUUUAGUGGUUUACAACAAAGACCUUCUAUUAUUCCCACAUUUUCUGUGGUCCAGGAAUUCAUGUGUGACUUGACUAGGUGAUUCCAGCUUAGGGUCUUUCCUGAGGUUGCUAUCAAAAUGUCAGCCCGGGCUGUACUCUUCUGAAGGCUUGACAGGGGCUGGAGGAUCCACUUCCAAGUUGGUUCACACACAUGCUUGGCAAGUUGGUUCUGACUCUUGGUAGGGGGCCUAGUUUCUCCCCACCCAAGCCUCUCCACUGGCUGUGUUGAGUGUCCUCAUGUUAUGGUGGCCUAUUUCCCCCAAAGAAAGUGAUGGGGAAGAAAAAAAAAAGUAGAAGUUAUCCUUUGUAGGACCGUACUUCAGAUGUCACACAGCAGAAUGCCAUCACAUUGUAUUUGUUAGACUGAGUUGAUAAUUCUGAUAUUACAGGGUGGGGGAAUUAAACUCCAACUUCUAACGGGAGUGUCAAAGAAUUUGAGAACUUGAAAAAAACCCCACAGUGCCUUUAGUUUAAUAGCCAGCUAUCACUUAGAUUAUGAAGUCUUUUCCAGCUUCCUUUCUAUCCAACUUGCUCAAUUUUCUUCUCAUGUUAGAAUAUUUUAAAAAAUGUAUUGGUUAUCUUUGGUUAUAUAUGACAGCAGAAUCCAUUUGAUAUAAUUAUACAAGCAUGGAAUAUAUCUGAUUCUAGUUAGGAUUCCAUUCUUAUGGAUGUACAUGAUGGUGCAAUUCACUGUGAUGUAUUCAUAUAUAUAAGUGGGAAAAUUACCUCAGAUUCAUCCCACUGUCUCUCCUUUUCCUAAUUUCUUAUAUAAUCAAAUAAACAAUUGGGAUAGGAGAGUACUUUCCUAGCAGGUUUGAGCCCCUAGGUUUGACAGCCAGUACUAAAUAAAUAAAUAGAAAUAAGAUAGAAAUAGUCAAUUAUGGAUAGAAGUAAUUGGGAUAAAUAUAUAUAUAUACACACACACACAUAUAUAUAUGUAUACGUGUGUAUAUAUAUAUAUCCCAACUGAUUAUUUUAUAUAGAUAGAUAUAGAUAGAUAGAUAUAGAUAUAUAUAAAAUCAUGCACAAUGGUGGUCCAUAAACUUAUAUCAUCUUGUGAUGUAGCCAUUUGAGUUGCUUUAUGCCCAAAAGGACAGUAGCCACCACUAAUUGGGUACAUUCAGGCCAUGCCCUUUUGGUCAGAAAAGUAAAAAGUAACCUUUGGGGGAGCAAAUCCCAUCAGGUCAGAACUUCCUCCACCUAAGAGCGGGGAGAUGGUUAGCUGAUUCUAGUAUUCUAAAAUAUGAGGCUGUUCUCCUGGAGAGAGAUGACUUUGUUGUGGGAUUCUCACACAGAGAAACAGGGCACUGGGGGCAUUCAGCAUAAAGCAGCAUUUAUUAAUGCUGGCACUGGCCUGGCAGAUUUGUAUCCAAAGACUGAACCCCAAGUGCAGCAGUGCAUUGUUUUAAUCCCCCUCCCAUUGCAUGUUAGUUCCUUUGUCUUCCUUAUCUAUUAACUUGCAUGUUAAUUACAUAUUCUGUGCAUUAAAAUUUCAACAAAAUGGCAA